Molecule: messenger RNA, 1213 nt
Organism: Papilio machaon (common yellow swallowtail)
Lineage: Eukaryota; Metazoa; Arthropoda; Insecta; Lepidoptera; Papilionidae
Exons: 1
Coding region: 429-1124 (231 amino acids)
Source: RefSeq, a predicted model, not a curated record
AAACUGAGAAUACUGAAAAUACUAAUAGAGGAGCUUUGGUUUUUUUAGAAAUCUAAGUUCGGAUUGGAUCUGAUUUUCGUACGUAAGUAACGAUGCCUUUAGAUAUCUUUUGGGAAACCGUAGUACUGGUUCUAUAAUAAUGUAAUUAAUUAUAUCUGAACAACAUAAACAAGUAUAGCUACGUCUUGCUUUCCAUUCGAUUUUUACCGAAUAUCUAAAUCGAUACUUUACCCAGUUUAUGAUUUUUUAAGAAAUGUUCUUGUUUCAGGUUCAUUUAAAUGCGUAAAAAUAACCGUAUUUACAGAAUUUUAAUUUUGACAUUGACAUUUCAUAUAACCUCAAAUCUUAUAAUAAACAAUAUGUCAUUAGCACAUUACACUCUGAGAUAAGGUUAAGUAAAAACACAUUAAAUUAAGUAUAGACAUAAAAUGGGUGGUAAGAAAAAAAACAAGAGCAAAAACAAAAGUCAAGAUAUAGAUGGAAAAGCUAUUUACAACGAGGACGUAAAUACAGAAAAAAACAAUGUCCAAGUUGAUGAUAUUGAAGAUAACAGAGAUGUAGAAAAGCAAUCACAAAAAAGAAAACAUGUUAAUAGCGAAACUAAUGAUGAAAAUUUGGAUACAGACCUUAGACAAAAAAGAUCGAAAAAAAAGAAAAUGCCCCAACCAACAGAAUCUUCAGAUAAGAAAAACAAAAAGUCUAUACGCCAAAUGAAAAAAGAAAAGCAUGCCGAAAGGCAAGCUGCAGCGGAGGCACAAGCUAAAGGUCAGCUAAAAUCACAAUGCCUUAAUUAUUUAUCACAGUGGAAACAUGAUAAAUCAAACUGGAAAUUUAUGAAAGCAAAACAAGUUUGGCUUUUUAAGAAUAAGUUUUCUCAAAACUUAGUACCAGAUGCCUCAUGGCCAAUACUACUUGAGUAUUUUGAAUCUGCAAAAGGUAAUAUAAGAAAUAUGCUGUUGGCUGAUGCAAAUAAAGUUAUUAAGGAAAUGGAUGAUUGGACAGAAUCACAAAACAAUGAAGAGAACAAUACUGAAACUGAAGACUCGGAGAAUGCAGCUGUAAAGAAGCCUGAAGAUAUUGUUUAUAAAAGAGCUAGGAGUUUAAUACAAUGCCUAGAAGAAUAGUCAACUUUGUUUUAUUUUAAUUUAUUCCACCAACUACAUAGAUAUUUCAACAACAAGUACAACAACUAAUUUAUGCCUUAACUUUGGCU